GGCCAGCAGUCAGUCAGUCAGUCAGUCAGCAGUGGGCUCGGCUGCCGCAUGGCCACUGUCUUAACUUUCUUUAACAACAAGGGCAAAGUGUCGGAUAACGAAGAAGAGUAGAUUCACGGAGAGGUUGAGGGACAUACAAGGAAGAGGUCUUCUAUGAAUCGGGAACCUGUGCUCCGCUGACCAAAGUGUUGUUUCCCACUCGUGCAUGUUUAAACCAGAGGAGAGCUCUGUUGCCGUGUGUCGGCCAGACGACUACUAACAAGCGAGUGGCAACAGCAGUCCGGAGGCAUGAUUUUGAGACGGGGCUCAGUCGUUGCUGCCUUUUUACUCUGCUUUCUGGCGAAGGUGUCAGAGGGAUCGGGACAAUUCGAGUUGCAAAUCUUAUCGAUGCACAAUGCAAACGGAGAGCUGCUGAACGGCAUGUGUUGUGAUGGCACACGGACCACGGCGGAUAGAAAAUGCACACGGGACCAGUGCGAUACGUUUUUCAGAGUUUGCCUGAAGGAAUACCAGUCGAGAGUUUCUGCUGCAGGGCCCUGCAGCUUCGGAAUGGGAUCUACGCCUAUCCUCGGAGGAAAUACAUUUUCUUUCAAGAGUUCUGUCAGGAAUGACAAAUCCAGGAUUGUUUUGGCCUUCAGUUUUGCCUGGCCGAGGUCCUACACGUUGAUAGUGGAAGCCUUGGACUUCAAAAAUGAAACCGGUGGUGCAGAUGGAAAGUUGAUCGAGAAAGCCUCUCACUCAGGCAUGAUCAACCCCAGCCCACAAUGGCAGAAGCUGACUCACAACGGCCGUGUGGCCCAGUUUGAGUACCAGAUCCGGGUCAGCUGUGACGAGCACUACUACGGCUUCGGCUGCAACAAGUUCUGUCGGCCAAGGGAUGAGUUCUUCGGGCAUUACACAUGCGACUACAAUGGGAACAAGACAUGUCUGGAAGGCUGGUCCGGACCUGACUGCAACACAGCUAUAUGUCGACAAGGUUGCAGCACUGAGCAUGGUUCAUGUAAGGAGCCAGGUGGAUGCAAGUGUCUGUAUGGCUGGCAGGGCCAGUACUGUGACAAGUGCAUCCCCCACCCUGGCUGUGUACAUGGCACCUGUGUGGAGCCGUGGCAGUGCCUGUGUGACACCAACUGGGGCGGCCACCUUUGCGAUAAAGAUCUGAACUACUGUGGCACUCACCAGCCAUGCCUGAAUGGAGGAACGUGUAUCAACACAGGACCUGACAAGUACCAGUGUACCUGUGCUGAAGGCUACUCUGGUGCAAACUGUGAGAGAGCGGAACAUGCCUGUCUAUCCAAUCCCUGCUCUAACGGAGGGAGCUGUGUAGAAACAAGUCAAGGCUACGAAUGUCAGUGUGCGCCAGGCUGGAGUGGCCCCUCCUGCAUCACCAAUGUUGACGACUGCUCUCCUAACCCCUGCAAUCACGGGGGAACGUGCCAGGAUCAGGUGAACGGUUUCAAGUGUCUCUGUCCUUCACAGUGGUCAGGGAAGACAUGUCUGAUAGAUGCCAACGAAUGCGAGAGCAAGCCCUGUGUCAAUGCCAACUCAUGCCGCAACCUGAUUGGUGGAUACUUCUGCGAGUGCAUCCCUGGUUGGACGGGGCAGAACUGCGACACCAACAUUAACGACUGCAAGGACCAGUGCCAGAAUGGGGGAACUUGCAAGGACUUGGUUAACGGAUAUCGUUGUGUAUGCCCUCCUGGCUUCGCUGGCGAGCAUUGUGAGAGGGACAUCGACGAGUGUGCCAACGCGCCGUGUCUGAACGGUGGCCGCUGUCAGGACGAAGUGAACGGCUUCCAGUGCCUGUGUCUGGCAGGCUUCUCAGGAAACCUCUGCCAGCUGGAUAUCGAUUACUGCUCGCCCAACCCGUGUCAGAACGGGGCGCCCUGCUUCAACCUGGCCACAGGCUACUUCUGCGCCUGCCCCGAGGACUACGAGGGCAAGAACUGCUCCCACCUCAAAGACCACUGUCGCACCACCACGUGUAAAGUGAUUGACAGCUGCACCGUGUCCGUGGCGUCUAACAGCACGCCAGGAGGGGAGCGCUACAUUUCAUCGAAUGUGUGUGGACCUCACGGCCGCUGCAGGAGCCAGGCCGGGGGCCAGUUCAGCUGCGAGUGCCAGGAGGGCUUCAGAGGCACCUACUGCCAUGAGAACAUAAACGAUUGCGAGAGUAACCCAUGUCGCAACGGAGGCACCUGCAUCGACAAAGUCAUCGUGUACCAGUGCAUCUGCGGCGACGGUUGGGAGGGCGACCACUGCGAGAUCAACAUCGAUGACUGCAGCACCAACCCCUGUCAUAAUGGAGGGACAUGUCGAGACCUGGUGACUGAUUUCUUUUGCGAAUGCAAGAAUGGCUGGAAGGGAAAGACCUGCCACUCCCGCGAAAGUCAGUGCGACGGAGCCACAUGUAACAACGGUGGCACCUGCCACGACGAGAUUGACACGUUCCAGUGCAAGUGUUCCCCAGGGUGGGAGGGUACCACAUGCAACAUAGCCAAAAACUCAAGUUGCCUUCCCAACCCGUGUGAGAAUGGAGGAACCUGCGUGGUGACUGGGGAGUCAUUCACCUGCGUCUGCAAGGAAGGCUGGGAGGGUCCCACGUGCACCCAGAAUACCAACGACUGCAGUCCCCACCCAUGCUACAACAGCGGAACCUGCGUGGACGGGGAUAACUGGUACCGCUGCGAGUGCGCUGCAGGCUUCGCUGGGCCAGACUGCCGGAUCAAGCCACUUCUUACCUCUCGCUCUUCCCCUCCUGUGACAGAUAUUAAUGAGUGCCAGUCCUCUCCCUGUGCCUUCGGCUCCACCUGUGUGGAUGAGAUCAACGGCUAUCGCUGCCUGUGUCCCCCGGACAGGACGGGAACCCACUGUCAUGAUGUGACGAGAAAACAUUGCUCUGUUAAUGGACAUGUGGCCCCCGAUGGACACAGAUGGGAGGAAGACUGCAACACCUGUCACUGUUCGAACGGGAAAGUUGUGUGCACAAAGAUGUCGUGUGGCCCUAUGUCCUGCCAAAUAGGGGCCAAAGGUCGAGGCGGGUGUCCCUCGGGCCAGAGCUGCGUCCCCAUCAGGGAGGGCCACUGCUUUGUGAAGCCCUGCGUCGGCCUUGGGGAGUGCUGGCACUCCAACCCUCCCCCGUGUCACAUCGAAUGCCACCCCAGCUCCAGUUACCAGGACAACAGCUGCGCCAACAUCACCUUCACCUUCAACAAGGAGACCAUGCCUCAAAGCCUGACUGUGGAGGAUGUGUGUAAGCAGCUGAGGCGCCUGUACGUGGUGAAGAAUUUCUCCUUGGAGCAUUCUGUGUCCAUAACCUGUGACCCCUCAUUCUCAGCCAGCAACGAAAUCCACGUCUGCAUCGCUAUGGAGGACCAUCGGUUGGACCAUAGUCCUAUUAAAGAGCUCACAGACAGGAUAAUCGACCUGGUUAGCAAUCGCAGUGGGAACAACAACACCAUCAUAGCUGCCAUCAUAGAAGUGCGCGUGCCAAGCCCCAGCAAAAUAGACUACCUAGUGCCCCUCCUCAGCUCCAUCUUCAUCGUCAUCUGGGUGCUCGUCCUGGUCUCCAUUUUGCUUUGGUGCAUGCGGCGCCGGCGGAAACAGAGCAACCACAACGGGACGACGGCCACCGGAGCCGAGGACAACACGACCAACAACGUGCGGGAGCAGCUCAACCAGAUCAAGAACCCUAUAGAGAAGCAUGUGGGCCUCACGGUAGCCAUCAAAGACUACGAAAACAAGAACUCUAUCAUUGCCAAAAUAAGGACAAAUCAUCCCGAGGGGAAUGAGGACGACAAGGAGAGGCACUUACAGAAGGGCCGCUUUGCCAAACAGCCAGCAUACACACUGGUGGAGCGGGAGGAGAAGACGACGCCAAGUUCCAACUCCACAUCCAAAAACCCUAAUUGGACUAAUAAACAGGACAACAGAGACUUGGAGACAGCAAACAGCAUAAACAGGAUGGACUACAUUGUAUAGCGGACAGCUGUGUUGCUGUGCAACCAAGCCUUAUGCCUUCACACCCCGGUGGUGGGUGAGACGGGGGAGCUUUGGCAUGUGUAGUUAGCAAACUGUCGUGUCAGUCGUGACCCCACAGUAUUUUCAGAUAUUCCCCGUGUUAAUUUAAGUUUUGACAAGCUGGCUUACACUGGCAGUGACAGUUGCUUUGGUUGGCUGGAAACACAAGGCACUGGUAUACAUUUCACUGUAGAACUAGUUGCAAGUGUCCUCCUCUGCAUUUCUGUUCCCUUUUGUUAUUUUAAUUUAGUGGACACAUGUUAGGGGUUCCUGGUGUAAUUGUUGUACAAUGACUAAAACGACCCGACAUGUUUAAUGCUAGAGAUAAUUAUUUUUAGUAUGUUUUUGAAUUCUUUCUAGUUCUGUUUGGAGAAAGUGCCUUUUCAGCUUUAGACUUCAGCAACUGUCAAAUGAGAAAAAAAGAUCAACUUUAUUAUUUAUUUUUAUUUUUCGGGGGGGAGGGGAGGGAAGGUUUCAAUGUCAGCAGUUGCUGCCAAUAUGAAGAAUUUAUGUCAAUUUAGAACAUGUAGAUAUGUACAUUUUUUUUAUUAAUCAUUGUGUAUAUUUGAUUUAUUAACUUAAUAAUCAAGAGCCUUAAGAUAUCAUUCCUUUUUAUUUAUAUGUUCUGUCUAGUUUGAAGGUCUUGAUAGCUGUGGAAGUCUACCAUUUCUUUCAAUUACUUAAUUUUUCAACGCAUUUUAUAAAAAGCCAAAUUUCAAAGACAAAGGAUGGGCACGUUUGGCCUGAAACACUUUUUUUGUCGUUUUUUUUCCACACAUUUGACAUUUCAUUACUUGUUGCCAGGACCUUGAUUGAAGGCAAGUGAGGUUAGGACAACAAAAGAUCACGGCUGCUGCGAGGGAUGGACAUGGUGGCAGACAUAUUGCUUGCCACUAAUGGAUAAACACUUAAGGGAACAAAAGUCCUUCUGCAGCUUCAGUUUAAACCAUCAAAACAUUUCAAAGGCAAGUCAAGUCAAUAUGACACGCCACAAUUCCCAUCUGCUUUAGUCGGCAUAAUAUCAAAAGGUAGACCGUGAGUACUUGAAAAGUAGGGGGGGGGCAAUAGGAACACUGUAGAAUCCAAUAGAAUACACUGCCUCUGCUUUGUUUCUGUGCAAAUUAGUUUAUUUUCCUUUUUUUUUUAAAUGAGGCUCUUAAAGACAAACAUGUUUUAUCUCAUUUGUUAAAACCCUUUGAGAUCAUGGCAACAUUUUGUUCUAUUUUUGACUUUGUGUUAUGAACUUGAGAAUUAUGUGUUGAUCUGGCAAUAUAUUUUUGAAAGUCAUAUUUAUUAAAUAUUUUGUAUGAAAAGAGAAUUAAAGUUGUCUUUGUUCUGGA
Eleginops maclovinus (Patagonian blennie) is the source of this 5357-nucleotide messenger RNA. RefSeq names its product jagged canonical Notch ligand 1b (gene jag1b). Lineage: Eukaryota; Metazoa; Chordata; Actinopteri; Perciformes; Eleginopidae. The record is from RefSeq and is a predicted model, not a curated record. Gene Ontology annotation, biological process: Notch signaling pathway; cell communication; multicellular organism development. Bases 289 to 3978 code for a protein of 1229 amino acids. The transcript has 26 exons. Gene Ontology annotation, molecular function: calcium ion binding; Notch binding. Gene Ontology annotation, cellular component: membrane.